Budorcas taxicolor (takin) is the source of this 1214-nucleotide messenger RNA. RefSeq names its product general transcription factor IIH subunit 2. Gene Ontology annotation, biological process: nucleotide-excision repair; regulation of transcription by RNA polymerase II; DNA-templated transcription. Bases 27 to 1214 code for a protein of 395 amino acids. The transcript has 16 exons. Gene Ontology annotation, cellular component: transcription factor TFIIH holo complex; transcription factor TFIIH core complex. NCBI's taxonomy places the organism in Eukaryota, Metazoa, Chordata, Mammalia, Artiodactyla, Bovidae. The record is from RefSeq and is a predicted model, not a curated record. Gene Ontology annotation, molecular function: zinc ion binding.
ACAGAGCUCGGCAGGACAGGAACAAAAUGGAUGAAGAGCCUGAAAGAACUAAGCGAUGGGAAGGAGGCUAUGAAAGAACAUGGGAAAUUCUUAAAGAAGAUGAAUCAGGAUCACUUAAAGCUACAAUUGAAGACAUUCUCUUCAAAGCGAAGAGAAAAAGGGUAUUUGAGCACCAUGGACAAGUUCGACUUGGAAUGAUGCGCCAUCUAUAUGUGGUAGUAGAUGGAUCGAGAACAAUGGAAGACCAAGAUUUAAAGCCAAAUAGACUGACAUGUACAUUAAAGUUGCUGGAAUACUUCGUAGAGGAAUAUUUUGAUCAAAAUCCUAUUAGUCAGAUUGGAAUAAUUGUAACAAAGAGUAAAAGAGCUGAAAAACUGACUGAACUCUCAGGAAACCCACGGAAACAUAUAACAUCUUUGAAGAAAGCUGUAGAUAUGACUUGCCAUGGAGAACCAUCUCUUUAUAACUCCUUAAGCAUGGCUAUGCAGACUCUAAAACACAUGCCCGGACAUACAAGUAGAGAAGUCCUAAUCAUCUUUAGCAGCCUCACAACCUGUGAUCCCUCUAACAUCUAUGAUUUAAUUAAGACCCUAAAGGCGGCUAAAAUCAGAGUGUCUAUUAUUGGAUUGUCUGCAGAGGUUCGAGUAUGCACUGCACUUGCUCGUGAAACUGGUGGCACGUACCAUGUUAUUUUAGAUGAAAGCCAUUACAAAGAAUUGUUAACACAUCAUGUUAGUCCUCCUCCUGCUAGCUCAAAUUCUGAAUGCUCACUUAUUCGAAUGGGAUUUCCUCAGCAUACCAUUGCUUCUCUGUCUGACCAAGAUGCAAAACCCUCUUUCAGCAUGGCGCAUCUGGAUAGCAACACUGAGCCAGGACUUACAUUAGGAGGUUAUUUCUGCCCACAAUGUCGGGCAAAGUACUGUGAGCUUCCUGUUGAAUGUAAAAUCUGUGGUCUUACUUUGGUGUCUGCUCCCCACUUAGCACGGUCUUACCAUCAUUUAUUUCCUUUGGAUGCUUUUCAAGAAAUUCCCCUAGAAGAACAUAAUGGAGAAAGGUUUUGUUAUGCCUGUCAGGGGGAAUUGAAAGACCAACAUGUCUAUGUUUGCAGUGUGUGCCAGAAUGUGUUCUGUGUGGACUGUGAUGUUUUUGUUCAUGACUCUCUUCAUUGUUGUCCUGGCUGUAUUCAUAAGAUUCCAGUUCCUUCGGGUAUUUGA